Molecule: messenger RNA, 1713 nt
Organism: Morchella sextelata
Lineage: Eukaryota; Fungi; Ascomycota; Pezizomycetes; Pezizales; Morchellaceae
Exons: 5
Coding region: 1-1713 (570 amino acids)
Biological process (GO): xylulose metabolic process; D-xylose metabolic process
Cellular component (GO): cytosol
Molecular function (GO): D-xylulokinase activity
Source: RefSeq, a predicted model, not a curated record
AUGGCUUCCUCUUCUCCAUUGUACCUGGGCUUCGACCUUUCGACUCAGCAGCUGAAAGUUCUUGCAUGUUCCAGCGACCUAGAACCCCAGCACGAGGAAAUCAUCACCUUUGAUACCGACCUCGCACACUACAACGUCACCAAAGGCGUGCACACAAACGAUGACCAGCACCAAGUCUACGCCCCCGUCGCCAUGUGGAUCGAGGCAUUGGACCUCAUCCUGACCCGGAUGCAGGCCAAAGGCUUCGACUUCUCGCGCGUAAAGGGCGUCUCGGGCGCCGGGCAGCAGCACGGCAGUGUCUACUGGUCCGCCGAAGCCGAAACGAUCCUCGCAAAGCUUGACGCAAAGCAGAGGCUCGUGGAGCAGCUCUCGCCCGCGGCUUUCUCUCACCCGUGGUCACCGAACUGGCAGGACCACAGCACACAGGCUGAGUGCGACACCUUCGAGGAGUCCAUUGGCGGCGCGGACGCCCUUGCAAGACUGACUGGGUCGAAAGCACAUCACCGCUUCACCGGCCCCCAGAUCCUCCGCUUCCACCGCCGCUUCCCAAAGGUCUACGAAAAGACCGCGCGCAUAUCCCUCGUGUCGUCGUUCCUGUGCUCGCUCUUUCUCGGCCGCAUCGCGCCAUUCGACAUCAGCGACGUCUGCGGAAUGAACCUGUGGGACAUCCAGGGCGGGAAAUGGGACGAGACGCUCCUCUCCACCACAGCCGAGGGCGAGCCCGGCGGCGUCGACGGCCUCAAGGCCCGCCUCGGCCCCGUCGAAACCAAGCACGGGAAACACCUUGGCCCCGUCUCGCCGUGGUUUGUCGAGCGCUUCGGUUUCAGCCCAGACUGCACCAUCACCCCGUUCACGGGCGAUAACCCGUCAACGAUACUGGCGCUGCCGCUGCGCCCACUGGACGUGAUCGUGUCACUGGGGACGUCGACAACGCUCCUGAUGAGCACGCCGACGUACGUCUCGUCGCCCUCCUACCACAUGUUCAACCACCCGACCACAAAGGGCCUCUACAUGUUCAUGCUCUGUUACUGCAACGGCGCGCUCGCGCGCGAGUCCGUCCGCGACGCCCUCAACAAGCUGCACCCCCCGCACGCCGCCGCCGACCCCUGGUCGAGCUUCAACAGCACGGCGCUGGCCACCCCGCCACUCGGCAAGUCCGCGCCCACGGACCCCGCAAAGCUGGGAAUCUACUUCCCGAUCCCCGAGAUCGUGCCGAACGUCAAGGCGGGCACCUGGCGCUUCGAGUACUCUGAUGGGAAGCUCGCGGAGGGGGGCGGGUGGAGCGCGGGCGACGAUGCGCGCGCGAUCCUCGAGUCGCAGGCGCUGUCGAUGCGCAUGAGGGCGCGGCCGCUGCUGCGGCCGGACGCGAAGGUGAAUGGCGGGAGGCAGCAGCCCCAUCGCGUGUAUGUUGUGGGCGGGGCGUCGAGGAACCAGGCGAUUGCGGAGGUGGUCGGCGAGGUGCUGGGCGGCGUGGAGGGCGUGUAUCGGCUGGAUGUGGGCAGCAAUGCGUGUGCGCUGGGCGCGGCGUACUAUGCGACGUGGGCGCUGGAGAGAGCGGAGGGAGAGGGGUUUGAGGAGUUUGUGGGCGCGAGGUGGAAGGAGGAGGGGAAGGUGAAUAAGGUGGCGGAGGGGUAUACGGAGGGCGUGUGGGAGGCGUAUGGUGAGGUAUUGGACGGGUUUGAGGAGGCGGAGAGGAGGAUUGGGGCGAAGUGA